This is a messenger RNA of Protopterus annectens (West African lungfish), 2285 nucleotides long. RefSeq names its product CDK5 regulatory subunit associated protein 3 (gene CDK5RAP3). Gene Ontology annotation, cellular component: endomembrane system. The record is from RefSeq and is a predicted model, not a curated record. The coding region runs from base 82 to 1614 and encodes 510 amino acids. Lineage: Eukaryota; Metazoa; Chordata; Ceratodontiformes; Protopteridae. The transcript is spliced from 14 exons. Gene Ontology annotation, biological process: regulation of cyclin-dependent protein serine/threonine kinase activity; regulation of mitotic cell cycle.
GCUGAUUCGACAAUGUUGAGGUGAGGGCGGGGUCACACGUGUGCAGAGUCUUGGACUGGAGUGUACAGCUGGAGUUUAGGGAUGCAGGACUAUCAGAAUUUACCUAUUGACAUACAGAUCAGCAAAUUACAAGAUUGGUUGGUUGACAGACGCCAUUGCAGUCUGAAAUGGCAGAACUCUGUGCUCACGAUACGAGAGAAAAUAAAGGCAGCCAUGCAGGACAUGCCAGAGAACGAGGAAAUCGGGCAACUUCUUUCAGGCACAUAUAUUCAUUAUUUCCACUGUCUGAGAAUAGUAGAAAUACUUAAAGGGACAGAAGCCUCCACAAAAAACAUUUUUGGAAGAUAUUCAUCUCAGCGAAUGAAGGACUGGCAGGAGAUUCUCUCUCUCUAUGAAAAAGACAAUGCAUACUUGGCGGAAAUUUCCAGCUUUCUGGUGCGUAAUGUGAGUUAUGAGAUUCCAUCCUUAAAAAAGCAGAUCGCUAAGUGUCAGCAGCUACAACAAGAAUACGGCCGAAAGGAAGUGGAAUGUGUUAACGGAGCCAGCGAUCUCAGAGAAAAAUUCUAUACUUCAUGCAAGAAAUAUGGCAUCACAGGAGACAAUAUCAAAAAGGAAUUGCUUGCUUUGGUAAAAGACCUUCCUUCCAGUCUGGGGGGUAUGAUAGAAGGUGUCUGCAGUCUUUCAGAGGCCAUUGAAUUAUACCAGGCAUGUGUGAAUUUCAUCUGUGAAAGUCCUUCUGAGGUGGUGGUACCUAUGCUGAGAUGUGUUUUACAAAAGGGGAACAUCACUGUGUACGAAUGGAAAACGGGCAUCUGUCCAUCAGUAAUUGAGAGACCCCAAAAUGAAGAACCUUUGGAACAGGUGACAGAGGAUACGAUUGACUGGGGUGAUUUUGGAAGCAUCUCACCGGCAAACACUGAGACCACUGGUUACGGAAUCUCUUUGGACGAUGCUGGUCAAGCAGAAGAUAUUGACUGGGGCAUCUCAGUUCAGCCCAUUGCUCAGGAAGCCAGUUCCGAUGGUAUAGAUUGGGGAGAUGAUGAGGCUACCCCAGUGGAAAUUGAAGUGGUGGAAGCAGGCUCCGAGGAUGGAACUGCUCGCGGACCUGACGCACUGAGUCUUCUAGAGAACCCAGACACCAGGAAUCAAUUCAUUGAUGAAUUGAUGGAGUUGGAGGUGUUUUUGUCACAACGGCUGAUAGAGACGAAUGAAGAGGCAGAUGUCUUGGCUGUGUGCCAGUUCCAGACAGCCCCAGCUAUACUUCAGAACCAGACUGCAGACAAGAUGACCACUGUGUUGACAACAGUGAAGGCACUGCUUGACCAACUAACAAACCAGAAGAUGCAACAUUUGUUCUUAAUUCAUGCAUCUCCAAGGUACGUGGACCGUGUAACUGAACUACUUCAUCAGAAACUGAAGCAGGCUGACCAACUGCUGCUGAAGCAACAGGUGCUAAUCCAGAAGCGUCAGGAUGCCUUAGCAGAACAAGCAGCCUUGGAACCUAAGCUGGACUUACUGAUCCAGAGAACUAAAGAGUUCCAGAAGCUGAUUGAGGCUGAUAUUUCCAAACGUUACAGCCAGCGUCCUGUGAACCUGAUGGGGGUUACAGUGUGAUAUACAGUUCUCUUGACAGAGCCUGGAACAUCAAACAUCUUUGAUGGACUUUGAGAAUACUUAUAUUGACAUCUCCACUAGAUCAAGAUUCAGCCUGCUGCAAGUUUGUGGCCGACCUCCACCUCACAUGAUAUUUGUAUUAAGUUGCAGUGACUUUACUAUUGCUAACCAGCUUGUCCUUUUCAUUUCAUGCAUCUUACUUAUGCUGGGACCCUUCAUUCCCCUUACUGCACUAAAAUCCGGCCCCAUCCUGUUACCUUGCAGUACUGGUAUUAACACCCACCAGUAUCUGUCAUAUACUGGUAUAAAGCCCUGCCCACUUCCUUUACUGUACUGGCAUUAGAUCCCAUUUCCUGUGGUGCACUGACAACAAGUCCCGUACUUCUAUGCACAAUCAGGCCAUUUUAUUUCAGUGCUUUACUGUUGUCUGACCUUCACCCCCUGUGCAGUAUCAAAUCCACCUAUUUGUGUGUUUCACUGUUGUCAGGUUCCCACCUUAUACUUUACUGGCAUCAGACUCCCAUGUUCUACCAUUGUUAGAUCUCUUAUCAUAGGGCUGUCCCCUCUUCAGAUGCCCAAAGUGUGAAUUUGUUUUCAGUGGAUGUGUAAAAUUUUGUGUACAAAAAAAAAAACAUGCCUACAAGUGCAAAGGACUGGACUUCAUUUUUUUG